AAGUUGGCUAGGGUUCUUUAAUGCCGGGAAAGGGAGAUUGCCGUGCUUGAAAGGGAUGUUUGCCUAGAAAGAUAGCUUGCCGUGGAAGAAGUUUCGCCCCGUCUCGAAGUCUGCGAGGGAGGCUAUAACAGAGUACUCACACUCUCCAUUCAGUCUCUGGUUGGUUUUUGACUUGUUCUAGACGUUUACGUUGGGCUUUCUAUUUUGUCUCGUUUUAUUUAAAUUCUCGCCAGCCAGAGGCAAAAUAUUGGAAAACGACGAAAAAGCCUAAAACAUGUCAAAAGCCCGCCAGAGCCGAAACUCUGCUUUGAGAGUAAAGCAUACGCAGAGAACGAAAAUCCUGUUUUGCCAAAUAUUUCUAUUCUUUCAGCAACAAAAGAGGUGGGAAUUACCGUGACCUAACUCCCUCUAGCUCUGCGUCCCGGUGUGCGGCAUCAACUGCUGCGUCUACAGCAGUGUGUGCUCCCCUGCCCCUGCCGCGGGUGUGUCAUGACUGCCGCUCGCCCGUAGGGACCACCUGAACGUACCGCGGCCGUGACUUCGGCCCAUCCGCACGCCAAGAUGGCGCGACGGUACAGACUGUGCGUCAGAUCGGUACUAAAGAUGGCUCUGUGGUGUAGCAGACGUGGUCUAUCGGCAGUGAUGGCGGUGUGCUGCCUGCUGUAUGUGACCACCAUGUUCAGCCUCUCCGGACCGCGCCAUGCCACAGUAAACCCCCUGGUCACGACCAGCGGAGCCGGGAAACUGCAGAGAGUCAACCGCGAUGCCUUCUUCCUACUACCGCCUGCUACAACACUACAACCCCUCAACACAUCUGUAGCGAGGAAGGCGGUGUUAGUCCUGUCACAGUUGAGACUGGACGCGGAGGUUGUAGGGGAGAUCUUCAGCCAACAGGAGGACGUGUUCUACUUUCCCGAACAUCUUUGGUCUUUCCUGUACGCUGACCCAUUUCCCAACUCCCCGGGCCUCGCCGAGACCGAGAAGAGGGCGUUGUCAUCAGACACCGAGGGCCUGUUUCUGAACGAAACGGACAGGGAGAGAAAAUGGGCGACUCUAAUCGUGACAUUACGGGCUCUGUUUCGCUGCGACUUCGACAAGAUUUUCAGCAGAGACGACUCCUACGGAGAGUUAGGGGGCGGGGUUCCCCCCAGUGUUGCCAAGGACAUGUUCUGUCGAGAGAUACAGAAGUACGCCCCCUUGCGGCAGGGCUUCUCAUGCCACGGCUCGCCGGCCGAGAUCGUCCGACGCAUGACGUCACUCUGCGUUGCCAAGGCGACGGUGGUGGUCAUGAUCGCGGGUAUAACGCACGUGGAACACUUCCAGUCGUUGGUUGAAGACGAGACCUUGAACGUGAGAGUUGUAGAGGCUGUACACGACCCACGUGCGGUGCUGGUGUCGUGGAUGAACGCAGUGCCAAAGAGACGGGCGACAGACGUGGAGAGAAGGGGCUUCUUUGACACGAGAGGCGGCCUGGCCCUAACAGCCACCGACAUGACGAGAAUGUGUAUCGGCAUGGUGACGAACCUGCUGUACUGGUCACGCAGCAGCCCGCCUUUCCGCACGAACUACGCCGUGCUGAGGUACGAGGACCUUCGGGCCGACCCCCGGACCCUCGCCGAGAACGUCCUGUCGUUUCUCGGUCACCGGCCUGCCAGCGCGGCGGACCUUCAGAGGGUGGUCGCGAGGAUAGAACGAAAGAGGGAAGACGUAAAAGACGGAAACGGAGAGUGGAGAAAGAAUCUGACGGUUGCCGGGGCAACCAAGAUACAGGGAAGGUGUUCUGAAGCGAUACGAAAGUUUGGAUACAAGUUUGUGAAAUCGGAGAGAGACUUGACGGACAAUACCACUUCCCUUGUGGGGACCUUCCCAAUAGAACUUCCCGGUGUUAUAACGGACAGAAGAAACCAUAUAUUGUCGUCUGCGUUGCCUAGGAACGAGACAAUACUUCUACAGAAGGCGAAAGUCCAAACUGUCGUCCAUUACCGCUUACAAGCCCGCGAAAACGGGACGCAGUAGAUAUAACGUUAUAUCAUUCUCCAAACAGAGGUUGGGUCGUUGAAAUAGUAUUGGUAAAGAUUUUUACUGGCUAGCUUGCUACCCUCAAAACCCUGACCACUACUAUCUCCGCAGCCUAACAUCUGCUUGCAGAAUACUUAUACAUUGCCAAGUGAUGUGUGCUCGUAACUUCGCAGUCACGUGACCUGUAACGUCAUCUAGGGUCCGCCAUGUUGGUGGGUUAAAGACGCAUGCGUCAUGAUGACGUCAGAGACAUUCUGUUAUCCUCUACCUCAACAUGCCUGUUUUUUUAAUCGUGCAUAUUAGAGAGCGCUAGCCAAUGGCUUAUUUUGCAUAACGUUGGUACAAACUUCCAAACAUAACGACUCAAGAGGGGAUAAAUAGAUUGAGACCAAGAAACAUUUGACAGAUUUUGUACCUUUUUUUUUUUAAUUCUCGAUGAGAAUGUAAACUGAUAUGAGCUCUUGUAUAUUUCAGAUUUGCCAUCCUGUUAUGAUGUUUCACAUUAAAGAAAAUAAACUGUUAAUACGAUAAA
Molecule: messenger RNA, 2551 nt
Organism: Branchiostoma floridae (Florida lancelet)
Lineage: Eukaryota; Metazoa; Chordata; Leptocardii; Amphioxiformes; Branchiostomatidae
Product: carbohydrate sulfotransferase 5-like
Exons: 3
Coding region: 562-2016 (484 amino acids)
Biological process (GO): sulfur compound metabolic process; N-acetylglucosamine metabolic process
Molecular function (GO): N-acetylglucosamine 6-O-sulfotransferase activity
Source: RefSeq, a predicted model, not a curated record